AUGGCUGAUAGAACUGUGAAGAGUCCUAUUGGUGUUCCUCAAGAUGUUCUUGUGAAAGUGGAGUCGUUUAUAUUUCCGGCGGAUUUUGUGAUAUUUGAUUGGGAUGGACUAUUGUGUACAUUAUUGGGAUUCCUCCUGCCUAGUAUUGAGCACGAAAGGAGACUAAAUCCGCCUAUGCAAGAUGUAGUGAAAAAGGAAAUUAUCAAGGGGUUGGAUGGAAGAGUCAAUUAUCCUAUCGCAAAUAGUAGUUGGGUUUGUCAUGUUCAGUGUGGGCCCAAGAAAGGUGAGAUUACUGUGGUUCCUAAUGCAAAAAACGAUCUUGUUCCAAUGCGGCUCGUGAUUGGAUGGAGAGACACUAUUGAGGAUGCAAAAACAAGGUUAAUUAGAUGGGUGUUGUUGCUGCAAGAGUUUGAUUUUGAGGUGAAAGCUAGAAAGGGGAUGGAAAAUCAAGUUGCCGACCUCUUGUCCAGAUUAGAGGAAAAAGCUAUGCUCAAGCUAGUAGAUGGGGAUGAAAUUAAUGAUGCUUUUCUAGACGAACAUGUAUUGGCUGCUUCCCAUGAUCUUAUUCCUCGGUUCACAGAGUUUGCUAUCUACUUGGCAAGUGAUUUGGUUCCAUCAGAAUUGUCUUUUUACCAAAGGAAAAAGUUUAUGCAUGAUGUGAAGAAGUUCUUUUGGGAUAAGCCUUACUUGUUCUUCAAGGUUGCGCUUGUUUCUUGGCAAACUCAAGUCCAAGUGGACCGAGCCAUUCAUAGUCACUCAAGUGUUCCCACAUGGAGCGGUCGAGAUCGGGAACAAGGAGGGAACAAGGUUCAAGGUGAACAGGCAAAGGAUCAAGGUCUACAUGGGAAAGAUGAGAGCUUGCAAGAACUUUUUGAGGCCUAUUACCUUGAUGAAGUCUAA
Molecule: messenger RNA, 900 nt
Organism: Solanum stenotomum
Lineage: Eukaryota; Viridiplantae; Streptophyta; Magnoliopsida; Solanales; Solanaceae
Exons: 5
Coding region: 1-900 (299 amino acids)
Source: RefSeq, a predicted model, not a curated record